Messenger RNA from Rhagoletis pomonella (apple maggot), 11886 nucleotides. RefSeq names its product sodium channel protein para (gene para). Gene Ontology annotation, biological process: membrane depolarization during action potential; sodium ion transmembrane transport; neuronal action potential. The transcript has 30 exons. NCBI's taxonomy places the organism in Eukaryota, Metazoa, Arthropoda, Insecta, Diptera, Tephritidae. Gene Ontology annotation, molecular function: voltage-gated sodium channel activity; calcium ion binding. Bases 1519 to 7839 code for a protein of 2106 amino acids. Gene Ontology annotation, cellular component: voltage-gated sodium channel complex; plasma membrane. The record is from RefSeq and is a predicted model, not a curated record.
UUUCCACCUCAUUUAUUAUUUCUCAAUAUACUCGUACAUACUUAUAUGUAUAUGUAUGUAAUUAAGUCGCUUUGCGUGUAGCGCAAGUUUGUUGUUGGGGUGCUUCUUUUAAACAGCUGGUCGCUCAAAAGCAGAAAAAGAAGGUGAAGUGUAUAGUUAACUGGAAGUAAAACUUUGGAAGCAUUACAUAUUGGAACGAGAGCAACGCAAAAACAUCGCAAUACUUACAUAUGUACAUAGCACUCGAAAUAAAAUUCAUUGUCAAAUCGUGUUAAUACUAAAUUUAUAACACAAUAGAAACAAAAAUAUAAUAAAACAAACACCUUUUAGAAAUAGUGCAAGUAAAGUGACCCGAAUGCCCCAUUUCUAAUAAGGUUUAAUAAAAGAAAUCGCCAUGUUUAAAUUUUAAUGUAAAAAGUGCGUUCUUUUACUUGUAAUUCAACCACAAUGCAUUAAAGAAAGUGAAACAUACAUACAUACAUACAUACAUAUAUGUAUGCAAAAAUCUAAACAAAUAAAUAAAUAUGUUGUCUUCCUUCCACCAUUAUAUUCGAAUUAGUAUGCAUAUCUAAAUAGAUAGCAAUUUGUACAAUUUUGGGGGGCGCAGUGAAAACCGUUUAAGUAUGCAAAUAAAAGUAAAAAAAGUGUACAUAAAAAGUGACAAAUGAACGCCUCACGUCAAUCGUUAGCAUGGUUGAUUCCCAAAAAAAAGUGUGAAAGUGCAGUAAAAAGUGAAGCUUAGUGAUAUCUAAUUCAAUAUGUACAUAUAUUCAUAUGUAACAUGUGUAUGUCAUAGCUCCAAAUUUAAUUGAAACAAACACAAGAAUUAAUAAAUAUUUUAAUAUCGAUUAAAAGUGUAAUAGCCGAACAAGCAGAAUAAGCGUUCGUAACAGCAGUAGCAACAGCAGCAGUAGCAACAAUAUUAAUCAUUAUUCACCAUUCUAAAAUGUUACCGAUGCUAGCGAGAUAAUAUUUCAUCGCAAAUUGACGCCGUUUCAUUCAGCAAGUUAACGAUUAAAAUAGGAUUUCCGCUUCCUUCCGCUUAUCUGAUGCCUUCGCAUAUCUACAUAUGAAACAAAAAAUGGCACAUUCUAAAAUCAACAUAAUAACGAAAUGAAUUUAAUCAAUAAAACAAAUGCACUAGUUUCGUUUCGAUUAUCAAAUGCGACUAAUGUGAAGUGUAAACUGUUUCCAAUAAUAAGGAGCCAUUUACUAUAACUACUGUACGAUACAUACUUAUACAAAUAUACAUAUUUAAGCGCAAUAUUCACAGCCCCGCCCUGCAGACAACCACAACCCGUCAACUGAAAACAGCAAAAUAAAACGGCAACACGUGGCCUCAACAGGGAAAAGUGUAAUCUAAAGCUAUUGUUUCUACUAGGAUCAAAGAUUUGUAAAAGUGGAGGGCGCUAGUUGAAGAUGGCGCCUCGGAUAUAGCUGUUAUCCAAAGCUAACCCGCGACAUCCAUGUGCCUCAUGCCUUGGAAAUCUGAGGCUCUCAUCGCUGGCCGUAUAGACAAUGACAGAAGAUUCCGACUCGAUAUCUGAGGAAGAACGUAGCUUGUUCCGUCCCUUUACCCGAGAAUCAUUGAUUCAAAUUGAAAAACGCAUUGCCAUUGAACAUGAAAAACAGAAGGAGUUUGAAAGAAAGAGAGCCGAGGGCGAGGUGCCGCAAUAUGGUCGCAAGAAAAAACAAAAAGAAAUCCGAUAUGAUGACGAGGACGAGGAUGAAGGUCCACAACCGGAUCCUACACUUGAACAGGGUGUGCCAAUACCUGUUCGACUGCAGGGCAGCUUCCCGCCGGAAUUGGCCUCCACUCCUCUCGAGGAUAUUGAUCCGUACUAUAACAACGUACUGACCUUUGUAGUUGUAAGUAAGGGAAAAGAUAUUUUUCGCUUUUCUGCAUCCAAAGCAAUGUGGUUGCUCGACCCGUUCAAUCCUAUACGUCGCGUAGCCAUUUACAUUUUAGUGCAUCCGUUAUUUUCGUUAUUUAUCAUUACAACUAUUCUGGUUAACUGCAUUCUGAUGAUCAUGCCCACGACGCCAACAGUUGAGUCUACUGAGGUGAUAUUCACCGGAAUCUACACAUUUGAAUCAGCUGUUAAAGUGAUGGCACGAGGUUUCAUUUUAUGCCCGUUUACGUAUCUUAGAGAUGCAUGGAAUUGGCUGGACUUCGUAGUAAUAGCUUUAGCUUAUGUGACUAUGGGUAUUGAUUUAGGUAACCUCGCAGCAUUGAGAACGUUUAGGGUACUGCGAGCACUUAAAACCGUAGCCAUCGUGCCAGGCUUAAAGACUAUCGUCGGCGCUGUCAUCGAAUCAGUAAAAAAUCUGCGUGAUGUGAUAAUUUUGACAAUGUUCUCGCUGUCAGUUUUCGCGCUGAUGGGUCUACAAAUUUACAUGGGUGUUCUAACACAGAAGUGCAUUAAAAAAUUCCCCUUAGACGGCUCAUGGGGAAAUCUGACUGACGAAAACUGGGACUACCACAACCGAAACAGUUCAAAUUGGUAUUCAGAGGAUGAUGGAUAUUCCUUUCCGCUUUGCGGGAAUAUAUCAGGUGCUGGGCAAUGUAGUGAUGAGUACGUGUGUCUACAGGGCUUUGGUCCUAAUCCAAAUUACGGAUACACCAGUUUCGAUUCAUUCGGUUGGGCUUUCCUCUCGGCGUUCCGUCUAAUGACACAGGACUUUUGGGAAGAUUUGUACCAGCUCGUUCUUAGAGCGGCUGGUCCCUGGCACAUGCUGUUCUUUAUAGUCAUCAUCUUCCUAGGUUCAUUCUAUCUUGUGAAUUUGAUUUUGGCCAUUGUUGCCAUGUCUUAUGACGAAUUACAAAAGAAGGCCGAAGAAGAAGAGGCUGCCGAAGAGGAGGCGAUUCGCGAAGCGGAAGAAGCAGCGGCAGCAAAAGCUGCUAAAUUGGAAGAGCGAGCAAAUGCAGCAGCGCAGGCGGCAGCAGAUGCAGCUGAAGCGGCUGAAGCAGCCUUGCAUCCAGAGUUGGCGAAAAGCCCGACUUAUUCGUGCAUUAGCUAUGAGCUCUUUGUCGGUGCCGAAAAGGGAAACGAUGACAACAAUAAGGAGAAAAUGUCGAUACGCAGCGUUGAAGUUGUAUCGGAGUCGGUGAGCGUUAUUCAAAGACAACCAGCACCUACUACAGCACCCGCUACUAAAGUCAGAAAAGUGAGCACGUACACAAUUCGAAAUGGACGUGGUCGUUUCGGUAUUCCAGGUAGCGAUCGCAAACCGCUCGUAUUGUCAACAUAUCAGGAUGCACAGCAGCAUUUGCCAUAUGCUGAUGACUCAAACGCAGUUACGCCGAUGUCCGAAGAAAAUGGUGCUAUAAUCGUGCCGGUGUACUAUGGCAAUUUAGGCUCUAGGCAUUCAUCAUAUACCUCGCAUCAAUCAAGAAUUUCCUAUACGUCGCAUGGCGAUCUAUUAGGGGGUAUGGUUGCAAUGGGCGUUAGCACGAUGACCAAGGAGAGUAAAUUGCGAAGUCGUAACACGCGCAACCAGUCGGUGGGUGCAUCGAAUGGCGCCAGCUAUGGUGAUACAAAUCACAAGGAUCAACACCGAGACUACGAAUUGGGCCUUGAAUGUACAGAUGAAGCUGGAAAGAUAAAACAAAACGACAAUCCUUUUAUCGAGCCCGUCCAAACACAAACCGUGGUCGACAUGAAAGAUGUUAUGGUUUUGAAUGACAUAAUAGAGCAAGCCGCUGGUCGGCAUAGUCGUGCUAGUGAUCGUGGUGUCUCCGUUUACUAUUUUCCAACAGAAGACGAUGACGAGGAUGGUCCUACGUUUAAGGAUAAGGCUCUUGAGGCCAUACUUAGAGGGAUUGACAUUUUUUGUGUGUGGGAUUGUUGCUGGGUAUGGUUGAAAUUUCAAGAAUGGGUGUCACUAAUUGUUUUUGAUCCGUUCGUUGAGCUUUUUAUUACGUUGUGUAUUGUUGUGAACACAAUGUUUAUGGCAAUGGACCACCACGAUAUGAACAAGGAAAUGGAGAAAAUAUUAAAAAGCGGCAAUUAUUUCUUCACUGCGACUUUUGCCAUCGAAGCCACAAUGAAACUGAUGGCCAUGAGUCCGAAAUAUUACUUUCAGGAGGGCUGGAAUAUAUUCGAUUUCAUUAUUGUUGCACUUUCACUUCUUGAACUAGGUCUGGAAGGAGUUCAAGGCCUUUCCGUUUUGAGAUCAUUUCGAUUGCUUCGAGUUUUUAAACUUGCUAAAUCGUGGCCAACUCUAAAUUUACUAAUUUCCAUUAUGGGUCGCACCAUGGGUGCAUUGGGUAAUCUAACAUUUGUCCUUUGCAUUAUCAUAUUCAUCUUUGCUGUAAUGGGAAUGCAACUUUUCGGGAAGAACUAUACGGACAAUCAGGACAGAUUUCCAGACGGUGAUUUACCACGCUGGAACUUUACGGAUUUCAUGCAUUCAUUUAUGAUCGUUUUCCGGGUAUUAUGUGGUGAGUGGAUUGAGUCCAUGUGGGACUGCAUGUAUGUCGGCGACGUCUCCUGCAUUCCGUUCUUUUUGGCUACGGUCGUGAUUGGAAACUUGGUCGUGCUUAAUCUUUUCUUAGCCUUGCUUUUGUCUAAUUUCGGUUCAUCUAGUCUAUCGGCCCCAACAGCCGACAAUGACACUAAUAAAAUCAUGGAAGCGUUUAACAGAUUUUCGCGUUUUAAAGCAUGGAUAAAGCGUAAUUUUGCCAAUUGUUUCAAUUAUAUUCGUAACAAAUUGACAAAUCAAAUUAGUGAUCAACCAUCAGGCAAAGGGGUUUGUCGUUGUAUAUCUACAGAGCAUGGUGACAACGAGCUGGAACUAGGCCAAGAUGACAUUAUUGCCGAUGGCCUAAUCAAAAAAGGGAUCAAGGAGCAAAACCAGCUAGAGGUUGCAAUUGGCGAUGGCAUGGAAUUCACGAUACAUGGCGAUAUGAAGAACAACAAGCCGAAGAAACCGAAAUAUCUUAAUAAUGCAACGUUUGCUCUCCUGCAGAUGAUUGGAAACUCAAUUAACCACCAAGACAAUAGACUGGAACAUGAGCUAAACCAUAGAGGUUUGUCCUUACAGGACGACGACACUGCCAGCAUCAACUCAUAUGGUAGCCAUAAAAAUCGACCAUUUAAAGACGAAAGCCACAAAGGGAGUGCAGAAACAAUGGAGGGUGAGGAGAAACGUGAUGCCAGUAAAGAAGACCUUGGUCUGGACGAAGAACUAGACGAGGACGGUGAAUGUGAAGAAGGACCACUUGAUGGAGACAUUAUAAUACAAGCAAACGAAACCGAUAUUCUUGACGAAUACCCGGCUGAUUGCUGUCCGGACUCAUAUUAUAAGAAGUUUCCAAUAUUAGCUGGUGACGAAGAUUCGCCUUUUUGGCAAGGAUGGGGCAAUUUACGACUGAAAACUUUUCAAUUAAUUGAAAAUAAAUACUUUGAAACAGCUGUUAUCACUAUGAUUUUAAUGAGUAGCUUAGCUUUGGCCUUAGAAGAUGUCCACCUCCCGCAAAGACCAAUACUGCAGGAUAUCCUUUAUUAUAUGGACAGAAUUUUUACAGUUAUAUUUUUCUUAGAAAUGUUAAUCAAAUGGUUGGCCCUCGGCUUCAAGGUUUACUUCACGAACGCGUGGUGUUGGCUUGAUUUCGUCAUCGUAAUGCUUUCACUCAUCAAUUUGGCCGCGGUUUGGUCCGGAGCAGAUGAUGUGCCGGCAUUCCGCUCUAUGCGUACGUUGCGUGCUCUUCGGCCGUUGCGUGCGGUAUCCCGAUGGGAGGGUAUGAAAGUCGUCGUGAAUGCAUUGGUUCAAGCUAUACCGUCCAUCUUCAAUGUGCUAUUGGUGUGUCUAAUAUUUUGGCUAAUUUUUGCCAUAAUGGGUGUACAGCUUUUUGCUGGAAAAUAUUUUAAGUGCGAGGAUCAAAAUGGCACUAAACUCAGUCACGAGAUCAUACCUAACCGCAAUGCCUGCGAGAGUGAAAACUACACAUGGGUGAAUUCAGCAAUGAAUUUUGAUCAUGUAGGUAAUGCGUAUCUGUGCCUUUUCCAAGUGGCCACGUUUAAAGGCUGGAUACCUAUCAUGAACGACGCAAUUGACUCACGUGAGGUGGGCAAGCAGCCAAUCCGUGAAACGAAUAUCUACAUGUAUUUAUAUUUCGUAUUCUUCAUCAUAUUUGGAUCAUUUUUCACUCUUAAUCUCUUCAUUGGUGUUAUCAUUGAUAAUUUUAACGAGCAAAAGAAAAAAGCAGGUGGAUCAUUAGAAAUGUUCAUGACAGAAGAUCAGAAAAAGUACUAUAAUGCUAUGAAAAAGAUGGGCUCUAAAAAACCAUUAAAAGCCAUUCCUAGACCGAGGUGGCGUCCACAAGCAAUAGUAUUUGAAAUAGUUACUGAUAAAAAAUUCGAUAUAAUAAUUAUGUUAUUCAUUGGCCUAAAUAUGUUUACCAUGACACUCGAUCGAUACGAUGCGUCCGAAACAUAUAAUGCUGUUCUAGACUAUCUAAAUGCGAUAUUCGUAGUUAUUUUCAGUUCCGAAUGUCUAUUAAAAAUAUUCGCCUUACGGUAUCACUAUUUUAUUGAGCCAUGGAAUUUAUUUGAUGUAGUAGUUGUCAUUUUAUCCAUCUUAGGUCUUGUGCUGAGCGAUAUUAUUGAAAAGUACUUCGUAUCUCCAACGCUGUUGCGUGUGGUCCGUGUGGCAAAAGUGGGUCGCGUGUUACGUCUUGUCAAAGGUGCUAAAGGUAUUCGCACGCUGUUGUUCGCGCUAGCUAUGUCACUUCCGGCUCUAUUCAACAUUUGUCUGCUGCUAUUUCUUGUAAUGUUCAUCUUUGCUAUUUUCGGGAUGUCAUUUUUUAUGCAUGUGCGGGAAAAAAGUGGCAUUAACGACGUUUAUAAUUUUAAAACUUUUGGCCAAAGUAUGAUAUUGCUGUUCCAGAUGUCUACCUCAGCCGGUUGGGAUGGCGUUUUAGAUGCUAUUAUCAAUGAGGAAAAUUGCGAUCCACCCGACAACGACAAAGGCUAUCCGGGCAAUUGUGGUUCUGCAACAGUUGGAAUAACGUUUCUUCUCUCAUACUUAGUUAUAAGCUUUUUGAUAGUUAUUAAUAUGUAUAUUGCUGUCAUUCUCGAAAACUAUAGUCAGGCCACCGAGGACGUGCAGGAAGGUCUCACCGAUGAUGAUUAUGAUAUGUACUACGAAAUCUGGCAGCAGUUCGACCCCGAAGGUACGCAAUAUAUACGCUAUGAUCAGCUCUCCACAUUUCUGGAUGUCUUGGAACCGCCUCUUCAAAUACAUAAACCGAACAAGUACAAAAUCAUAUCUAUGGAUAUACCAAUCUGUAGAGGAGAUAUGAUGUAUUGUGUAGAUAUUUUGGAUGCUCUUACCAAAGACUUUUUUGCACGGAAAGGCAAUCCUAUAGAAGAUACAGGUGAAAUCGGCGAAAUUGCUCCCAGGGCAGAUGCCGAAGGACAUGAACCUGUGUCAUCUACUUUAUGGCGUCAACGUGAGGAGUAUUGUACUCGCCUGAUACAAAACGCUUGGCGUAAGUACAAAGCGCGUACAUCUGGUGAAAUGGAAGGGAACAUCGAAAACAAUUUUGAUCCCGAAAGUGGCGAAGGUGAUGGCGAUGGAAGCCGUAGUGGAGCUGGUGGAGAGAGUGGUGAUGGUAUGCGCGAUGGAAACGUAAUCAGCCCGGAAGCUGCUUUAAGUGGGAGUCCAGUAAGUCCGGGUUCUGCGUGUGGUGGAGUCGGUAGCGGAUCAAGCAUCAAAAAUGGCCGACAAACGGCCGUACUGGUGGAAAGUGAUGGUUUUGUAACCAAAAACGGCCAUAAGGUUGUAAUACACUCGCGCUCACCGAGUAUAACGUCGAGAACGGCGGACGUCUGAGCCAGGCCUCGCCCCCCCCCCUCCAGGAAGCACCUUAAUCGAACUGACCUAAAUCAACAAAAAUAAUUUUCUGCCACAUUCAACAACAACGACAGCGUAAAGCAAAACAAACCUCAACUGCUAUGAGGACUAGUAUCACCAUUACCAGCUGCAGUUUUUUCUACUUUCAGUUCAAAUAUUGAUUCGAAAACUAUGCAAAAGUAAGAAGAAGGAAAAUCUAAUUACCCAAAAUCUCUACUGUGACCUAGUAAUAUUCAAAAAUUUAAAUUAAAAAAUUAGCAUUUUUAUUUAGUAUAAAUAAUCUGCUUACUAUCUUUGUAUUAUCAUGCUCAUAUUUAUGAGAAAUUAUUUUCUGUUAAGCACAUAUUUGUAUACCGUAAUACCUUGCAAAAAUUAUACAAAAAUUAUUUACUAUUAUCUAUACAUGUGUAUGUAAACGCUAUUUCAUUUGCCUCGUAUCUAUUUAUACACUUUAGAGCGAUAUUAUUUCAUAUCUAAUUUAUGAAUAUGUGUUAACAUAUGUACAUUUAAUGCUCAUACAGGCAUAGCUUUAUAAACGAUUCUGGUGUUUUCGUUCACAACAGCGAUAUGCAGCUGUAAAUUUUAAAAUUUUCAAUGCGAAACAUGCAGGCGUAAGAGAAAAAAUCACAUAAUGAAAUUGUUACAAAAAGCCUACUGCCAUAUCUCUGAGAUCAAAUGCACUAAAGUUUGAAAUAAGAGAAUUAUAUAACAACACACUUACACACACUGUUAUUAAAUUUGAAUUAAAAAUGUAAGACACUGUCCAUUGCAAUAUCAAAAGAUUCACAUUUCACACAAAACAUAACAUGGUAACAAUUCCGACACGUUAUUUUAACUAUCAAACAUGAACUGGGGUAGGGGCGCAUGAAUAAUGGAAUCAAAAGAUAAAAGCAUAAAAAUUUUAAAUUAAAACUAAUUGUAAUGGAACGGUCAGUUAUUAAGAACUAAUCUAUAAAAGUAUUAACGACUGAUGUUAAAUUUACAUAAAAUGUGAUUUACUAAAUAAGGCAUUCUAUAGCCAGACGACCUGGGAACACACUUCACUGACAACUUCUACAUCUCUAUAUAUGUAUGUACAUAUAUGGCGAGAAUAGUUCGAUGUGUGAUUAGGUUUGAUAACUCCACAAUUCUGGAAGAUGAAUAUAAAAAUAUUACGCAACAAAUGACAGACUCGGUAAAAAUCAUUUGCAGCCAACUUGUAAAGAAAAACUUAAUGUUACAAAAGUCGCGAAGAACAAUAAAUGGAAUGUGUACAUCAGCAAUAAAUAAAAGUCAUAAAGGCAAAUAAACUUAAAUACAAAUCGUGCAUAAUCUGAAAUCUAACUAAAGACGAUGACGUGUAGAAAGUAGAUUAAUAAAUACUCCAAUGUGCAAAUAUGGGUAAUUUUCGACUGCAAAUCCCAGUGCAAAUAUAGUGAUAUAACCCUGCAAUGAAAACCGGAUCGCUUAAGAAAUGUUAAAUAUUGGAAACCAUAUACGAAAGUAUGAAUUCUUCGUACCAGGCGAUUAAAAGGUAUACCAAAAAUAAAAUUAAUUAAUGAAGCUAAAGGAAUGCUAACAAAAGGUUCGGGAAAAAUGCAACUAAGAUAAACUUAUCGAAUACACGGACAUACCAAAAUAAUCACUUUUAUCUAGUCGACCGCACCGAGCGUUCAAAUUGACAUGUACUCUACAUAACACAUUUUUAAGUUCCUGGUUAAGGACUUGAGCGUUACGUGCAUUUCUUUGUUGCAUACACAUGUAGAUGUAAUUUUAAUUUGCAUGGUUUAUUGAAACGAAGUUUUACAUAUGCAGGUCCACAUGCUGUAAUACCAACAAGCUUGUAUAUGUAUGUACAUAAAUACAUUUGCUGAUUUACGCAAAAAUAAGUUUAUACAUUUGGAAGCAUGGGAACAUAAUUUUAUCACUGUACUUGCUACUUGGGUUUCCAAGUAAUUAAAUACAUAAUUUGCCCAAAAGACAUCCAUGCAUACACACUACAAUGCCUUUUUGCUUGCUAUAUAAUAACUGUCAUUAGAAGUGCAUGUACAUACAUACAUAUGUAUUAGUUUAUUUUUGAAGAAUUUAUACUGCUUGGCAUUAAGAACUCAAAGUUUUGUACAUGCAAAACAAAUGAAUUUCAUUUCACUCCAACGCUUCGCUAGUUCUAUUCGCAAAUGAAAAUGGUUUUAAAAGUUUUAUUCAGACGACUUGUCAUUUGUUCAGCUUAAAUAUGAGAGCCUUCGUUGUUUUUGAUUGCGACUGCAGCGUAAACAAUAAGCAUUAAAACCUAUCAAAAAAAAGCAGAAGCAUUACGGCCGCUGCGGCUACUGCCAUUUCAAGCCCAUACGCCAAACUGCUUCACUGAAUAUUUUUAAGCUGUUUACGGAUUGCUACGUACAGAAAAUAAGUUCAUUAAGUAAACAAAAAUCUACUAACCGGGUGCAAAAUCACUAAAUUCGAGGGGCGGGCGAGACGAAACAAAACAUAGAAUGAAGAUAAAUUAAGAUUAAAAAAAAACAAGCACAUUAGCAGUAAAACACUAAGGAGACUUAACUAGCAUAAAAACGAACAUCCAUUAAUGAGUAUAGACAAUAGAAAACCGUGUAAAAACUAGUCAAAUCUCGUAAAUAAUUGUAUAUAAGAAAAAAAUAAUCGUGAAAUCUGACUUGAUUUGAAUUCGACCAAAACCUGUAAAAUAUUAGCGGCUACAUACAAAGCACUGAGAUGGUUCAAUUUCCACUAAUUGGAUAAAGUAAAAAACUGAAUACCAAACGUCGACCAAAUAACUCGUCGAGAUAUUCGAAGUAAACUUUUCAUUUAGCAAUGAGAUGGCAGAUUAAAGGAAAUGGCGAUUUCAGUGCAACAAAACAAAAUCUGUAAAUUCGGCAAUUUGUGUAAUAUAAAAACGAAAACCAAUUAUUAUAAUUGAGCUAUCAAUGAAAUCGCUAAAACUUAAACAUUCAAACGUAUAAAAAUAAAAGCAUAACUAAAGCAAGCUGAAUAUAAAAUGCUUCUCAUAAAAAAUUAAGCUUUAUACUACAUAUACAUACAUAUAUUUGUAAAAAUAAAAUAGGGACAUACACAUACAUACAACAUGUACAUCCAGUCACAUUUUAACUCAUUCCUGAGAUUAAAAUCCAAGGCAACACACUCGUACACUAUGGCAUUACUCACCACUAUCUAAACACGCAAAUAAGACAAGCCCCCGAAGCUCACAAGUUAUAUGUUUAAGCGUUUGUAAAUGUAAUGGCGGAAAAUUGUACUUAUGUAGCUGUAGCUAUUAAAUCGCGUUAGAUAUUCUAAUAAACUUGUAGAAAAAUACGUGGUGAAAAAUACGAUUAACAAGAAAAUAAAGAGGCUUUGCUUCUAAAAACAAAAACAAAAAAAAAACUAUUUUAUCACACUUUUCAACAGCAAAUGGCGUUAACACUGCUGCAUACAAAUUACUCUUUUGUGCUAUGUGUGCUAAAUGGUUUUGAAAACAAAUAAGUAUAUGUAUAUGCUUAAUUUCCAUUGCUUUUUUUUACAUUGUUGCAGUGUGGUCUAGAAUUAUGUGGGUACAUGAUAUGUUCUGCUGUUUGAUAUCAAUCUUUACCUAAAAUGGCCAGAAACACAUUAGGGGGGGUUCUCUAAGUCUUGUAAAACCCUUGCACGGCUUGAACGGUAGAACAGGGUUUCCUAUCGGAAAUCUUUGACAUACGUACGCUGUGCAAGGCUUUGCAAGACUUCGAGAAUCCUUCUAAAGUGAAGCAAUGUGUGUAGAAUCGGAUACAAACUCCAAGAUAAUUCUAAUGUAAGCAUAAAAAAUACAAAUCAACUACCGCAAAUACAUAUUUGUGUAAAAACUUUCAAUGACAUAUGAGUUAUGAGGUCUAGAAAUGUAUAUUUUUGUAAAGCAAUUCAAAAACUUUAAACCAAGGUAAAUAUUUGUGUACUAGUAAAUAAAAAAUCGCUAAGUUUAAUGUGGAGUGAAAAGAAAUUAAAACAGCAUAAUAUGUUUAAGGGCUAUAAACCAGUUUCACUCACGCAAAAUUGAAAACACAA